This is a messenger RNA of Sycon ciliatum, 2294 nucleotides long. RefSeq lists its product as uncharacterized. The coding region runs from base 374 to 1921 and encodes 515 amino acids. The record is from RefSeq and is a predicted model, not a curated record. Gene Ontology annotation, biological process: signal transduction. Gene Ontology annotation, molecular function: protein binding. Lineage: Eukaryota; Metazoa; Porifera; Calcarea; Leucosolenida; Sycettidae. The transcript has 6 exons.
UUCCUGUGCUAAUGCAGGGAAAUAAAAAAGCUGUUUCUGCACAAGACUUCUUGUUCUUCAUGGGACUAUUUACCUUUGCAGUUCGGGUGGUCACUAGUAGACGUCUACACGGUAAACGAGCGACACGCAACCACCUCGUUAGUGGUAUGACAGCAGCCAACAGAAGCUCAAACAAAAGAGUCAAAGUCACCGUUGUCCCGAUUUUUCAAUAGUGAUCAUACUAGUAAUAAUAAUAAUAAUAAUAAUAAUAAGCCCGGCGCGAAACAACUACUGUUCUGUUGAUAGUAGUUUGGCAGAGCCAAGAAAGAAAUACGAGGCCUGUGACAGCCGCCGAGUCUUAAUUAUUUACUUCCCCGAGCGGGCAGUCGGAGCCAUGUCGGCCAGUAGUUACGGCGACAUGUCGGACGUAUCCGUGCAGAGAAACAUGUCUUAUUCGUCCGCGUCCAGUGUGAGCCAGCAAAUGAGCGACUGCUCUUUGCAGGAGAAAAACGAAGAGGAGCGUUUGGAGAGGGCCAAAGAUUUCCUCAAUGACCAGUCCGUUUGCAUUGUGUCGGAGUGCGAUGCGUGUCAAAUCCUGCCGCACCUGUGCUGCGAGCUGCAGGAUCGGCGAGAGGCGGACAAGAUCAAAAAGAAGAGCACGGUGGACACACGCAGCUCAGCCAUGGAGGACCUGGUGGAUCUUGUGACGAGGUUGAACGACUGGGAACUGCUUAGGCAAUUUUUCGUGACCAUUGUGCGCCUCAAUCCUUCGCUGUUUCUGGAGGAACACAAAUGGAACGAGAAGCCUGAAUUCAAAGCUAUUGUGCAGGAGCGUAUUUACUAUCUGGACAUGUUGCUAUGUGACAUUCCUAGCGGCCACUCUGCUUGGAAAGCUCUUACCAAGGAACUGGUGCUGGUUUCCAGCAACCCACUCAUCAAGUGUGACUGGAGUACAAUUGCGUUCCUGAACGAGAUCAAUGAACGAGAGCUGAGCGAGCAUGCUGUUGAGGACGCGGACUCCUUCUGGAAGUAUUGGUGUCAGAGCAGUCACCAGCCGAAGCUGUGUAAACUGCUGGAAUCCUUGCUGAAGAUCGGUCUCCUAGCUUUUGUGGAGGUUCUGGCUCUGGACGAGUUCCAGUUGCCACGGCAGUCAGUGAAGCGUCUGAUUGCGGAUACGCCCCGCGUUCCUGAUCUUCGCUCACGGCAAACUGGCCAGAAGGAACCCCGUGCCGGUCCGCUCCCCCCGAAUUCAACCAUGCUUCAUGACGAGGGACGGCGUGUGGAGACAUUCUCCGCGAUUGCAUCUCAGCUCGGCGGCAAAGAAGACCUGUUCAUGCGCGCCCUGGCGUUUGACAUGGACCGGAUGCGAGACUUACGCGAGCAACACCGCUUCAAUAGCAGAGCAAGAAAGGCGGCCAUGUUGGAUGAGUGGUAUAAGGAUACAAUGGCAUUUGAGCCGCUCGUCGAGCACCUUCUCUUUGCCUGUCAUCAGGCGCAGCUAGGGAGACUUGCUGAUGAUAUAGAGAGCACCUACCCAGAGUGUACGGGACUCAGGAGUCCAUUCAAGGAUAAGAGAUGUAGCGGGCUGAGGAGGUGCCCAAAGCAGAAUGACACCGACGGAGACACGGCUUGCAAAGAGCUGCCGCUGCGAUGUCAAGAUGCUGAGCAGGGCCUGUUCUACCUUCCGUUCUCAGUGCUGAUGGCUCUGUGUGACAAACUUGAUAACGAGAAGAUUGGUGAGCAUGACUGGAGGCUGUUGGCUCGUCAUCACGUUCACCACCUGAGUGACGAUGACAUUCUGGGCAUAGGGCGACGUGAGCGUGAACGGUCGCCGGCCAAGUACAUUAUAUCCAUGUGGGCUGCGGCCGGACGCCAGCGAAACGACCUCUACGCAUUUCUGCUCAGCAGUGGAAUGUACGAGGAGGCCAUGGUUCUCAUGUGACGUGAACUGCUGCCAGUGCAUGUCUAGCUAUUUUUCAUGUGCUACGAGGGCUCAGUAUGAUUAUCAGUUUUUACAUUAUCAUGCCACUGUGAUAUUUUAGCACUUUGGCCACACUGGAUUCAUGAUAAUUAUGUACAUGAAGAUUGUAGAUGUAUUAUGCUAUUCGAUAUACUUCAAUAUCUGAAGACAUUUCAAUAUGUUUCGGGAGGGAGCCGGGAGUUCUCUACCAUAGGCACAGAUUUCUAUUCAGACCCACAAUUUUCACUGCAACUCUUAGACAUUUUCCUCCUCAGACCAAAAGUUUCACAUAGCACUGUCCUAUGGGCUGCAUUCUGCAAAAUAAGAACUGGUUUAGAGAGCUUUCAUAAACAUA